AUGGCUAAGAAUGGUUCAACGCUGUUUAAAGGGGAGGAGAAAGGAUUUGACAAAAGAUAUUUCAGCGAUCCGGAGGAUCUUCCAGGACUGGCGCAUUUCUGCGAACAUAUGCUGUUCCUGGGCACGGAGCCAUUUCCGGAAGAGAACAGUUUCGAUACCUAUCUGACCGCCAACAGCGGCUUUUCCAAUGCCUUCACAGAGGCUGAGGACACCUGUUUCUUCUUCAGCUGUGGCACCUCCGCGCUGCGUGGCGCCCUGGAGCGCUUCGGCGCCUUCUUCCGCGCGCCGCUCUUCACGGAGAGCGCCACGGAGCGGGAGGUGAACGCCAUCAACAGUGAGCAUCUGAAAAAUGUGCCAAAUGAUGUCUUCCGCCUGGGUCAGGUUCUCAACAGCCGUGCAAAUCCAGCCCAUCCAUAUCACCGGUUCGGGACGGGAAAUAUCAAGACCUUGUUAGAGGACACUGCAGCCAAAGGCAUCAACUUGAGAGCUGAACUCUUGGCUUACUACCAGCGAUUUUACCGCGCCCCGUUGAUGACGCUUUGCAUCAUUGGCAAAGAGCCAUUGUCUGAGCUGCACAGCUAUGCUGAGCGCUUCUUUGGCGAGAUCCCCGGAGACUCAGGUGCAGUGGAGCCGGAGUCCAAGUAUUGGAAAGAUCCACUGUUCCUACCAGCUGCGUUUGACAAAGGUGUGGAAGUGGUUCCCAUUUCAGACGCGCUGUCCUUACAGGUGGGCUUCCCCAUCAGCUUCCGGCAGAGCAGCCACGUGGUGGCUGAGCAGGAGCCUCCAGCGGCUCCACCGGCAGAUGGUGCCGGGCCCCGGGUGCUGUUGAAACUUGUGGAGUUUGGUGAAAGCGCCUUGCUGGGCUGGGAUGAUCCGGCCAUGCGCCAAGGCAUGACAUUGGCGAGUUGGCGAUGGUACAAUCCCAGCUCUCAUGUAGGUGCUGUCCUGGGCCAUGAAGGAGCUCAGAGCCUCACUGCCUUACUGCGGGAACGAGGAUGGAUCACUGCACUGGAGACCGGCAGUGCGGACAACACCAGCACCUUUGCGAUGAUGCUGGUGGGCAUGGAGCUGACAGCGGAAGGCUUCAAAAAACAGGAUGAGAUCUUGAAGAUUCUCUUCGGGUACUUGAACUUCCUCAGGCAGCUGCCAGAAUUCCCCAAGGAGUCACUGGUGGAGAACCUGCGACUCUCGGAGUGCGGCUGGAUCACCCGUGAGGAGCCAGGACCACAAGAUGCAGCGGUGGAACUCUCUGGUGCUAUGCAGGAUUGGGCCUUUCCUCGUGAUUACGUCGCUGGGAACACGCGGCUACGAGAUGGGCCUGGUCUGAAAGGGACGGUGGAAGCCCUCUUGGCAAAUUUGCAGCCAAGCAAUGCGUUGGUCACGGCCGGGCACUCAGUAUGGCUGAUUCUUAGGGCAGUUGGGGCCAUGUUGCAGCAGCUGCAGGUGGUUUCGCGCAGUUGCAAGGGACCAGAGACGGAGAAGUGGUAUGGCACGCGCUAUGGCUUCAGAGACCUACAAUCUCUCAAGCAGCAGUGGCAGAGUGCCAAGGUCGCUCCUGGCCUAGGUGUGCCUCCUCCGAAUCCAUUCCUGCCCAGACAACUGGAGCUGAAGGCGCCUCGGCAACAGCCCGAUGGCUUAUCGAAGGCCUUCGAGGGACCCAGGCUGCGUCAGGAGGAUGACUGGAAGGCGUACUUUCGGCAAGACACUGAGUAUGGCGUGCCGAAGGCUUUCGUUUUCGUGGAACUACCCACAGCAAUCCUCUGCUGUGAUGGGAAGAAUGCCGUGGCUGCCCGGAUCUAUGAGGCGAUGUGCCUGGGCGCCUUGCAGGAGAAACUCCUUUAUGACGCACAGGUGGCAGGCCUCGCCUUUAACUUCUCGGUCUCUACGCGCGGAGUGCAGCUCUUCUUUGGUGGCUUCGACGACCGCCUGGCGGACUUUGCGUCGCAAGCCAUGGACGCGGUGCUGAGCUUUGAGCCAAACAGGGCACCCGGAGGCUUCGAAGUGCAAAAGGACAAACUUCGUCGAGAGCUGGAGUCGUUUGCGUCACAGCCUCCCAUCAGCCAAGCGGCUUAUUGGGCAGGUUUGGCUCUGGUGAUGCCGGAAUUCUCACUUGAGGAGCUGCAAAGAUCAGCAAAGGAGAUCCGGCUGUCCGACGUGGUGCAGUUCGCUUCCAAGCUCUGGGACUCGGCCCGGGGAGAGCUGAAGACCUCGCUCUGCUGGGGCAAUCUGCGACCUGCGGAGGGAGAUAUGCUGGUGGCCAAGCUUCGAGAACGGUUGAAGUCCCCGGGUACCACCGGAGAGGAGGCGCCACAGCCGCGAGUGGCGCAACUGCCAGUGACGCCUGUUGGACCAGGAGUUGCUCUGGUCCAUGAUGUUAUGGACAAACUCGAGGAGAACUCUGCGGUGGAAGUGCUGUUCCAAGGAGGCACCACCCGUGGAGGUGAUGCAGCAAAGCUCCAACGCUUGGCCGAGCUGCAGGUCUUGGCAUCGGUCAUGAGCGAUCAGUUCUAUGAGCAGCUUCGAACGAGGGAGCAGUUGGGCUACAUCGUCUCAUGCCGUGCAGACCGAAACGAAGGAGUUUUCGGCAUCGUCUUUGUGGUGCAGGGUGCCGCCAAGAGCGCGCUGGAGGCAUCAGUCCUGGGGCGGAUCGAUGCUUUCCUGGACACGGUGCCUGGGAUGUUGCGUGCCAAGACAGAGGCAGAGAUUACACAACUGGCAGACUCCCUGGCCCAGGCCCCUGUGUCUUGGAGGAACUCAACAUUUUGCUACGCGGCAAACAUGGCUUCCGCCAUGGCUUCCAUGGCUUCCAUGGCUCCGGUGGCUUCACCACUCCGUGAAUCUGUGCCCCGCGCCCCUGGCGCCCCUCGCAUCCUCCGCGUCCGUGACGGAAGCGGCAGAUCGCCACGGCUCACUGGGACCUCACAAGGGAGAGCCCCUGUGGCGCUGGUGGCUGGUGCACUUUCAGCUGCCAGGGUGGAAACCCGGAAGACAAAGGAGACCAAGGAGGAGACCAAGGAGGUCCAGGAGACUCCAACCUUCAAUUCCUGGAGAUACAAAGCAUCAUAUGUCUAUCCAUUCUCAGGAGGUAUUCAAGCUUAUGAUUACGAGCAGCCAAAGGAGCGCUAUCCAAUCGACUUUUUGCGGGCAGGAUACUUUCUGUUUCUGCACGUUGUUGCCUUCACAUGUGGACCUUCGACUUUUUCGUUGCCCGCUCUUGGACUAUGUUUGUCUCUGUUUGUAGUGCUGCAAACACUGGGAAUUUCUUUGUCUUACCAUCGGCAUUUGACCCAUCGCAGCUUUCAGUGCCACAAGUACUUUGAGUAUUUUAUUGCUUGGUGCGGUGUCCUCAACAUGCAGGGCAACCCCAUUUGGUGGGCCAUGAAUCACACCUGGCAUCACCGGUUUUCAGAUACGCCAUUGGAUCCCCACACGCCAAGGGAAGGACUCUGGACGGCGCAUGCCGGAUGGUUCUUCGAGAAGGAACGGGUCUUGUCCAAGAUGCCGGAGGCGAUCGUGGCAUCUCACAACAACGAGACCGAAGAUUCGAGCGCUGAGAGUUGGAAUCUCAUCCCGUGGUUCUACAAGGAAUCGCCGGAAUUUUAUGAUUGGUUACGACAGACCUACUACUUUCAUCAGAUUGGUCAGGUCUUGGCUUUGUUUUGCUUGGGCCAAGUAGCUGGAAAUGGAUGGAGCUUUGUGGUGUGGGGCUUUGUGAUUCGAUUGCUCUUGGGCAUCCAUGGCGUUUCGGCCGUGAACUCCUUUGCGCAUGUCUGGGGUGAGAAACCUUUCAAGACAGGCGACGACUCGCGGAACAACGCGUGGGUGGCGAUGGUUUCCUCGGGCGAGGGCUGGCACAACAACCACCACGCCUUUCCACGCUCGGCCAGGCACGGCCUGUUCCCGGGGCAGUUCGAUCUGACCUACGUCCUCGUGGAGUUGCUGGAGAAGAUUGGGGUGGUUUGGGAUUUGCAACUGCCAAGCGAUGCCCAAAUCAAAGCAAAACUCGAUGCUUCCAAAUGAGACGAAGAUGUCACUAACUUUUCAUCUGAAGCUGCCUGUCACCAACUUCUCUUUUUCGAAGAAGAAAUUCUUGAGAACUUGAGGAUGAGACUAUGGAACCUGAAAAUUGAAGAUGUUUGAAGUUGUGUAUCUGGCAGCAGAUGAAGCGUAUCCAGCUCAGGGGAGCUGGCAAAAAGAGCGGAGCUAACGAGUUCCACACUCUUUUUUAAACAUCUCAGUGGCGUGAAACUGGCUGCAUAGAUCUGAGGGCAG
Messenger RNA from Cladocopium goreaui, 4272 nucleotides. The record is from the annotation of a GenBank genome assembly. Lineage: Eukaryota; Dinophyceae; Suessiales; Symbiodiniaceae.